This is a messenger RNA of Spathaspora passalidarum NRRL Y-27907, 1407 nucleotides long. Its product is annotated as dolichyl-P-Man:Man(5)GlcNAc(2)-PP-dolichol alpha-1,3-mannosyltransferase. The record is from RefSeq and is a predicted model, not a curated record. Lineage: Eukaryota; Fungi; Ascomycota; Pichiomycetes; Serinales; Debaryomycetaceae. Gene Ontology annotation, molecular function: dol-P-Man:Man(5)GlcNAc(2)-PP-Dol alpha-1,3-mannosyltransferase activity. Gene Ontology annotation, cellular component: endoplasmic reticulum. The transcript has a single exon. The coding region runs from base 1 to 1407 and encodes 468 amino acids.
AUGACGUCAGAGGAACCACAACAGAGACAGGAACAGGAACGUCCCCAACUAACCCUCGGCAACGUGCUAGCCGACAUCUACUACGGCCUCUCGUCAUUGAUCACCCAUCCAGACGUCCGUCGAGUAAUCAUCCCCAUAAUCGUGUCCCUCAGCUCAGUCGUGGUCAAACUCAUAAUUGCAAAUGUAAACUACACCGAGAUUGACUUCCUGACAUAUAUGCAACAGAUUAGACUAGUCAAUGAAGGAGAAAUCGUGUACGAGGAAAUCUACGGCGAUACUGGUCCAUUGGUGUAUCCAGCCGGCCAUGUCCAAAUCUACCAAUGGAUAAACUGGUUGACCGAUGAUGGGAAAGAUAUCGCCACGGCCCAGAGCAUAUUCGGGUACUUGUUUGUGUUUACUUUGCUGAUCGUAUGUGCCAUUUACGAACUAUGUGGUGAUGUGCCUCCAUGGCCCAUGUACUUGUUAGUGUUGAGUAAACGAUUGUUUUCCAUCUACGUGUUGCGGUUGUUUAACGACUGUUGGACUACCGCGUGUAUGGUUGGGGUGAUUUUACUUCUUCAACUGGCUAGUAUGGCCCAUAACUUUAGCAAGACCAUAUGUUUCUUGUUGACGGUGAUUGCAAGUGAUUUGUUCAGUUUGGCCAUUUCAAUCAAAAUGAAUGCCUUGUUGUACCUCCCAGCAUUCUUGCUUGUCAGUUACUUUCUUGUGGAUGAAAAUUUAAUCAAAUUUGUCGUUGUCGUUGCUGUGAUACCGUUGAUUCAAGUGGCCACCGGAUGGAAAUUCCUCGUUCCGCUAUUCAACACUGAAGAAGCAAGUUAUAUAAGAUGGAGCUAUAUCAACCAGGCAUUCAACUUUAAACGUCAAUUCUUGUAUGAAUGGACCGUCAACUGGAGGUUUGUCCCCGAAGAAAUCUUUACCUCAGCCGUGUUUUCCCGAGUGCUUCUCGUGUUGCACAUAGCACUUCUCCUUUGGUUCACAUUCACUCGAUUCCUCAACUCGAGAAUAAUUGGCAAGUCUAUUGGUCAGUUAAUCAAGGAUGCCUUUAAACCGGUAUCUACUGUGUCGCCCACCAACAAACUCAUUAGUUCAACUACUGGUCCGCAAUUAAUCAUGGUAAUUAUGAGUAUAACCAACUUGAUUGGUGUGGUUUGUUCAAGAAGUUUACACUAUCAGUUCUUGUCAUGGUAUUGUUGGAAAUUGCCUUUCGUACUCUACAUUUCCGGUAUUCCAUGGUAUAUCAGCAUGCCAAUGUGGGCAGCCCACGAAUACGCAUGGAACGUUUUCCCCAGCUCGGUCGCCAGUUCAGCCAUUCUUGUAACCAUAUUGCUGACAGUUCUUGUUGGAUCGUGGCUCAACUAUAAUUCAUGGUUUAUUAAAGAAACUAAUACAACUAAAAAAAAUGUAUAG